Molecule: messenger RNA, 451 nt
Organism: Paramormyrops kingsleyae
Lineage: Eukaryota; Metazoa; Chordata; Actinopteri; Osteoglossiformes; Mormyridae
Source: RefSeq, a predicted model, not a curated record
CGCUACGAAGCCAGUGCAUUUGUAAGUGGUGUGUGUCCUUCGUUCUCUUCUCUAGAAAUCCUCGAUUUCGCGCAACAUGCAGAAAGUCGUGCUUUUUGUAUUCAUUUUGUGCGGUAUUGACUCCAUCUUUGCAGUGACCCAUUCCCUGUGGAAUGUCUACAGCGGCACGUCAGGGAUACCGAACUUCCCAGAGUUUGUGGCUGUUGGGCUGGUGGAUGAAGAGCCUUUUGUUUACUAUGACAGUAUCAUACGCAGAGAGACUCCACGAAAGGAGUGGAUUGAAAAAUCUGAAGGGCAGGAGUACUGGGACAGGGAAACUCAGAUCCUUAUGGGCCAUGAGCAGAAUUUCAAAAACAACAUAGAAAUUGUAAAGAAGCGUUUCAACCAAACCGGAGGUAAGUGCUGCAUGUUUACGAUCAGUAAACAUGUAAAUUAGUAAAUCUCAAAUCAU